Messenger RNA from Pelodiscus sinensis (Chinese soft-shelled turtle), 3039 nucleotides. It is a transcript of the gene CSNK1A1, whose product is annotated as casein kinase 1 alpha 1. Gene Ontology annotation, molecular function: ATP binding; protein kinase activity. Gene Ontology annotation, biological process: protein phosphorylation. The record is from RefSeq and is a predicted model, not a curated record. Lineage: Eukaryota; Metazoa; Chordata; Testudines; Trionychidae.
CCCUGCGCGGUGAAGAAGCGGCGGCCGCAGAGUGGAGGCAUUUUGUGUCCGUGUUAGCAGCAGUGCGAUAUACAAGAUGGCGGCGGCUGCUGAGUGAAGCAAUAGGGGCGGCCGGGAUCCGGCGGUGCCACCUGCGCUCGGACCCUCAAAGCCUCGCGGUGCCGCCUCCGUGUCUCUGGAGCGGGCAGCGAGUGUAGUGGCGCCCGGCCGGGGAGUGGGGCAGAGCCGCGGAGGAGGACGCCCGCCGCAGGGGCCCGGCCUAAGCUGAGCGGCGGGGACCACAUUCCUCCUCCGCUGCCGACUCCCCGCCUCCGCCCGGGCGGCGCAGAGGCCCCCUAACCUCCUUGUUCCAGCGCGGCACCCCCCACCCCGCUUUUCUCCCGCGCCGGGAGGGCCGCGAGCCGCCCCUCACUAUGGCGAGCAGCAGCGGCUCCAAGGCCGAGUUCAUCGUCGGGGGUAAAUACAAGCUGGUGCGGAAGAUCGGGUCGGGCUCGUUCGGGGACAUCUAUCUGGCCAUCAACAUCACCAACGGGGAGGAAGUGGCGGUGAAGUUGGAGUCUCAGAAGGCCAGGCAUCCUCAGCUGCUGUAUGAGAGCAAACUGUACAAGAUUCUCCAAGGGGGAGUUGGCAUCCCACAUAUAAGGUGGUAUGGUCAAGAGAAGGAUUACAAUGUUCUAGUUAUGGAUCUUCUGGGACCCAGCCUUGAAGACCUCUUCAACUUCUGUUCCCGCAGGUUCACAAUGAAAACAGUACUUAUGUUAGCAGACCAGAUGAUCAGUAGAAUUGAAUAUGUGCAUACAAAGAAUUUUAUACACAGAGACAUUAAACCAGAUAACUUCCUAAUGGGUAUCGGGCGUCACUGUAAUAAGUGUUUAGAAUCUCCAGUGGGGAAGAGGAAAAGAAGCAUGACUGUUAGUACUUCUCAGGACCCAUCUUUCUCAGGAUUAAACCAGUUAUUCCUUAUUGACUUUGGUUUGGCCAAAAAGUACCGGGACAACAGGACAAGGCAACACAUACCAUACAGAGAAGACAAAAAUCUCACUGGCACGGCUCGAUAUGCCAGUAUCAAUGCACAUCUUGGCAUUGAGCAGAGUCGUCGAGAUGAUAUGGAGUCGCUAGGCUAUGUAUUGAUGUAUUUUAACAGAACCAGUCUACCGUGGCAAGGAUUAAAGGCUGCAACAAAGAAGCAAAAGUAUGAAAAGAUUAGUGAAAAGAAGAUGUCAACUCCUGUUGAGGUUUUGUGUAAGGGAUUUCCUGCAGAAUUUGCCAUGUACCUGAACUAUUGUCGUGGCCUGCGCUUUGAAGAGGCACCUGAUUACAUGUAUCUGAGGCAAUUAUUCCGUAUUCUUUUCAGGACCCUGAACCACCAAUAUGACUACACAUUCGACUGGACAAUGUUAAAGCAGAAAGCAGCACAGCAAGCCGCCUCUUCCAGUGGGCAGGGGCAGCAGGCCCAAACCCCCACAGGCAAGCAAACUGACAAAUCCAAGAGUAACAUGAAAGGUUUCUGAGCAUGAAAAGAGGAACAAACGAAGCAGAGCAGAUUGGAGCAAGACUUGUCACUCCCCAAAUCUAGAAAUGUUAGUUCAUACGUACACUUGCCAGUGGUUGUGGGCAACCAUUUACUUGGUGUAAAGAACUUAAUUUCAGUAUAAACUGGCUCUGGGAAGCGCUAGUGAUGCUGCACUUGGAGUUGUAGCAGCCGCUGUAAUUGUGAAUUACUGAGAUAGUGAAACAUGGUGUCCAGUUUUCUAUUACAUUUUUUCAAGUGGAAAAGUUAACUAAAUGGUUGACACAAAAUGGCGGAGAAAAUUGUGCAUAUGCCAAUUUUUGUUACCUUUUUACUUUGAACUACACUGCUUAUGAGAUCUUAUUGUUUUGGAAGAAUGGCAUGAACAGUCUUCUGCAACAGUUGUGAUAAUUGUAAAUGCUCACAAUUGUGCACUCUUUCUGGUUAUUCCUCCCUGGAUUUUGAAAGUUGUACACUUAAAACAUUCUUAAAAUUGUUGGCUUCUAUGUGCAACAUAUCAAGCCAGCUGACAUGGUAGUAACCAAAGAUUCCAGUUUUUAAGCGUAUGAAAGACUCUGCCUGCUUACCUGUGCUAGAACUAACAGCAUCUAAAGUGAAGACUUAAGAGAAACUUAGCGACUACUAGAUAAUCUUUAGGACUCUGCAUUAACUCUAUAAUGUUCUUGGUAUAAAAGGAAAAACAGCAUAUUUGUCACGGAAAUUUAAUUAACAUCUUACAACUGAACUUGUAUGUAAGUUGCUUAGAUAAAUGUAAUCACUGUAAACAUCUAUAUGAUCUGGAAUUUUGUUUUUAUUUUGAAAUGGGAGCUUUUUUGUUUAUAAGUUCAUUAAAAACUAAAAACUUUCUGUAAGGAAAUGAGAUUUUUUUUAAAAAAAAAUUUGCCUUGUUAAUUCAGUCUAAAGAAAUCAACACCACUUCAGUUUUUUAAACUGACAAUUUCAAAGCCCUUUGUUAAGCAAAAGAAGUCAUUUCUUCCUAAAUCAUUUUAGAUUUAGUGUUGUAAUUCUUCCUCACUUUUGUUUUUAAAAACAUUUUGUAUUUUUUUUCCUUGAGGGGGAAGGGCAGAUUUGCAUUUUUUAUAACCUGCUGCAUUGAUACCCAGCCCUCUAUAACAAGAGAUUGACGAAUUUUAAAAAAUCAAAAUGGCAUCUUUUGAAUACCAGUAUUUACUGCCCACAAGCAUUGCCAUUGUCUUGCAUUGGCUGGACUGAUUUGUGAUUAUUAGUUUUGAAAAUUUAGAAUGGAAGUGUUUAGAGGGUUUUAAACCAAGGCAUUUUCUUUCAAGUUCUUGUGAAGUGGAUAUGAUCAAAUUAACUCUUAUUCUUGGACAGCCUCACACUGUGCAGUGUUCACAUCGGUUACUGGGCUGGGCUCUCCUCCUUCUCACUCUUACUUUAGCCCAGCUGAAAGACAGAAGUACUUUUAUUGCUGGUAAUUCUCUAACAGUGUAAUUUAUUCCUUUAUAGCAUGUCAGAAUAAAUUAAAAACAUCUGAAAAUGCUGCCAGA